Molecule: messenger RNA, 2139 nt
Organism: Dipodomys spectabilis (banner-tailed kangaroo rat)
Lineage: Eukaryota; Metazoa; Chordata; Mammalia; Rodentia; Heteromyidae
Gene: Chrnb2
Product: cholinergic receptor nicotinic beta 2 subunit
Exons: 6
Coding region: 9-1523 (504 amino acids)
Biological process (GO): regulation of membrane potential; nervous system process; chemical synaptic transmission
Cellular component (GO): postsynaptic membrane; neuron projection; synapse
Molecular function (GO): acetylcholine-gated monoatomic cation-selective channel activity; transmembrane signaling receptor activity
Source: RefSeq, a predicted model, not a curated record
CCCACGGCAUGGCCCGGCGCUCCAGCCCCAUGGCGCUGCUCCUCAGCGUUGGCCUCCUCUGUCUCUGUUCAGGGGUGUGGAGUACUGACACAGAGGAGCGGCUGGUGGAACACCUCCUGGAUCCCUCUCGCUACAACAAACUUAUUCGUCCAGCUACCAAUGGCUCUGAGCUGGUGACAGUGCAGCUCAUGGUAUCCCUGGCCCAGCUCAUCAGUGUGCAUGAGCGGGAGCAGAUCAUGACUACCAAUGUCUGGCUGACCCAGGAAUGGGAGGAUUAUCGCCUCACCUGGAAGCCCGAGGAGUUUGACAAUAUGAAGAAAGUUCGGCUUCCUUCCAAACACAUCUGGCUCCCAGACGUGGUCCUGUACAACAAUGCUGAUGGCAUGUACGAGGUGUCCUUCUAUUCCAACGCUGUGGUCUCUUAUGAUGGCAGCAUCUUCUGGCUGCCACCAGCCAUCUACAAGAGUGCAUGCAAGAUUGAAGUCAAGCACUUCCCCUUUGACCAGCAGAACUGCACCAUGAAGUUCCGCUCGUGGACCUAUGACCGCACUGAGAUCGACCUGGUGCUCAAGAGUGAUGUGGCCAGCCUGGAUGACUUCACACCCAGUGGGGAAUGGGACAUCGUGGCGCUGCCGGGCCGGCGCAACGAGAACCCCGAUGACUCCACUUAUGUGGACAUCACAUAUGACUUCAUCAUUCGCCGCAAGCCACUCUUCUACACCAUCAACCUCAUCAUCCCCUGCGUGCUCAUCACUUCCCUGGCCAUCCUUGUCUUCUAUCUGCCGUCAGACUGUGGCGAGAAGAUGACCCUGUGCAUCUCCGUGCUGCUGGCACUCACCGUCUUCCUCCUGCUCAUUUCCAAGAUUGUGCCUCCCACUUCCCUGGAUGUGCCGCUGGUGGGCAAGUACCUCAUGUUCACCAUGGUGCUUGUCACCUUCUCCAUUGUCACCAGCGUGUGCGUGCUCAAUGUGCACCAUCGCUCACCCACCACACACACCAUGGCACCCUGGGUCAAGGUGGUCUUCUUGGAGAAGCUGCCCACACUGCUCUUCAUGCAGCAGCCGCGCCAUCACUGUGCCCGCCAGCGCCUGCGCCUGCGGCGACGCCAGCGCGAGCGCGAGGGGGCCGGUGCUCUCUUUUUCCGUGAUGCCCCGGGCGCAGACUCCUGCACCUGCUUUGUCAAUCGUGCAUCUGUCCAAGGUUUGGCUGGGGCCUUUGGAGCCAAGCCGGAGCCGGAACCUGGGGCUGGUCCUGGGCACUCUGCUGGGCCAUGUGGCUGCGGCCUCCGGGAGGCAGUGGAUGGAGUGCGCUUCAUCGCAGAUCACAUGCGGAGUGAGGAUGACGACCAGAGUGUGAGGGAAGACUGGAAGUACGUUGCCAUGGUGAUUGACCGCCUCUUCCUCUGGAUCUUUGUCUUUGUCUGUGUCUUUGGCACCAUCGGCAUGUUCCUGCAGCCUCUCUUUCAGAACUACACCACCACCACCUUCCUCCACUCGGACCACUCGGCUCCCAGCUCCAAGUGAGACCUUCUCAGCUCCAUGGCUCUUCUCCCCUUGACCCUUGUUAUUCAAUAGUAUAGGGUGGAAGAUGGGACCAGUGAGCUCCUGAAAGAGAGCGCUGCCCCCACAGAUCCAUCCCUGCCUCCUCAGAGCCCCACCCACACCAUCAUCUAUACAGCCAACCCAGCCUGGAGGAUAGAGCAGCUGUGUUGCAUUGGGCUGCAUGCUUCCUCUUGUAUAACCCAGGCAGGCCAUGGUGGAGAGGAAGGCUGAGAGGUGGAGGACAGUGAUGUCAGAGCACCACCCUGCGAACAGUGCUAGGGAAGGGGCAAAGAAGGGGUCAGAAUCGUGUAUGGCCUUCAAGUCACAGGAGAAGAGAUGGAUGGACAGUGCAUCCUGGUCCCCCUUCCAGCAGACUGUUAGAGGCACCUAAUUUGUUAGUCAGGAACUUAGACUCCAUUCUGGCCUGGCUGACACCGUGGUGGGUCAGGAAGAGGAGCGGAAGGGAAAGGCCUAAUGUGACCUGACACUGCAGCUGGGAUGGGAGAACCCACAGUGUCAGAGGAUCCUACAGUCAGACUCCUAGGGAGAGAGCUUCUAGCGUAGUUCCACAGCCCUUGCUUCUGAGAGCUCCAGAGCC